UCUCUCUCUCUCUCCAGCAUAUCUACAUAUGUUUAUGUAAAUCUUGCUGUCAUAGCUCUGAUAUCACCUUGUUGAUGGAUGGAUCGUCUGGAAGGUCAACUUUUGCAGAGCCAUAGUUUCAUCUGAAGAUCUCUAUUGUGUCUCCAUUUGGAUCGUCAGUUGCCAAUUGUUUGCAGAUAAACAGUAUUAAUUGCCGAUUUCGGAAUCAUAUUGAUGUAGUGGAGUAUUCGUCGGAAAUUUAUUUAGUGGAGUAUUGAUUUUUGUAGAAUUUGGUGAAAAUUAGGGUUUUUAGCCAGGGAAUUGCAGGCUUUUAUUUGAUUUAAAUGGAGGAUUCAAGAGUUUCGGAGCAAGAUGAUUCUAGGUUUCCUUACUUGAAGAAAAACACAUCCUUUAAUUAUCAGAAAUUAGAAUCAGAAUCGCCUCGGUCAUUCAACAGCGAUGUUAGAUUUGGAGGAGCCAGUGAUCGGAGAUUCGCAUUUUCGCGCCAAACUUCAUUUCACCAAUCGGCCGAACCUCACACGCCAGUAUCGAAGAACACACAGAAGCCGCUGCUUUCUAGGACUCUGUCGAGCAUUGAUAUACCGCCGAAUGUUUAUCCACCGGAUAGGGGCGACAGGAUAUGGAAGGAAGAGAAUAGGUAUGUGGGAGAUGGGACAGGUUCGAUUCUGGAGUUUGUUUUGUCGGGUCUUAGAAUUAUUAGGUCAGGAAAUCGGCCAAUGAAGAGGUUGUUCGUGUUGAUUUCACUCAACGUCGCUUAUUCUACCGCUGAGUUGUGUAUUGGCCUUUUCUCGGGACGUGUAGGCUUGGUGUCUGAUGCAUUUCAUUUGACGUUUGGAUGCGGCCUCUUAACAUUUUCAUUGUUUGCUAUGGUGGCCUCUCGGAAACAUCCUGAUCGAGUUUACACUUAUGGGUACAAAAGGCUAGAGGUUCUGUCUGCUUUCACCAAUGCUCUGUUCCUUUUGUUUUUGUCGUUCUCCUUAGCUGUUGAAGCACUUCAUGCGUUCAUACAGGACGAGUCUGAGCACAAGCACUACCUGAUCGUUUCGGCCGUGACGAAUUUGGUGGUGAAUCUUAUUGGCGUCGGGUUCUUUAGGAAUUAUGCUCGAAUUAAUCUUGUUUAUAGGACAGCUGAAGAUAUGAACUACCACUCAGUUUGCCUGCAUGUUCUUGCUGAUUCAGUUCGCAGUGCAGGUUUGAUCUUGGCAUCCUGGUUAUUGACUCUUGGGGUUAAGAAUGCUGAAGUUUUGUGUUUAGGACUAGUUUCAGUGGCAGUAUUUAUGAUUGUCAUGCCACUUUUUAAAACGACUGGUGGCAUCUUGCUUCAAAUGGCACCCCCUAGCAUUCCAUCCUCAGCUUUGAGCAAAUGUCGGAGACAGGUCACUUCUCGUGAAGAUGUUCUGGAAGUGUCUCAAGCUCGUUUCUGGGAAUUGGUGCCAGGUCAUGUUGUUGGAUCAGUCAUGCUGCAGGUGAAGGACAGAAUGGAUGAUUGCCAAUUACUUCAAUACGUUCAUGAUUUGCACCAUGAUUUGGGGGUACAGGAUUUGACCGUUCAAACAGACUAUGCCUGAACCUCAUCUCCUUCUACUGGGUUCUUUGAUGGUGGUCGGUAACAACUUUACGAUUAAGUCUUAUUACACAUGGAUUUUGUUUUGCAUUCUUGGCACAAAGUGUGUUACUGUUAGAGCCGGAUGUAACAUAUAUUCCACAGUGAAAAGAUAGAUGACUCCGGAAAAAAAACAAUACUUUACCCUAUCUUUAUCAUUAUCGUAUUCUAAUUUUGAGGGAAUAACUGUAGGUUAUUUAGUUGUGAGUGGUAUUGUUAUUUUCUCAUCUUCAUCAUAGCAUUGCCUGUUAUGUAGCUUUUACGAUGUUGUAAUGGAAUACAUGCGGGCACAGAAUGGUAUAUAUGCAUUUUGGAAGCUCUCUAGAAAAAUCUCUCUACGCUUAUCCAUUUAACUGCAGUCAAUUACAG
Messenger RNA from Ilex paraguariensis (yerba mate), 1972 nucleotides. NCBI's taxonomy places the organism in Eukaryota, Viridiplantae, Streptophyta, Magnoliopsida, Aquifoliales, Aquifoliaceae. The record is from the annotation of a GenBank genome assembly.